CCUCCCACUGCACACUUGCUCGUGAGACUUGUGAAUUUCUUACACAUUUCAUCCUUCACACGACUCAAGGUUUUAGUUCCCACUACACCUGACGUCACUGAGGGUCGUGUCAACAUGACAGGCUGCAUGGCUCUGGUCUUCUGUGUGGCAGCCCUGACUGCAUGGAUAGUCAGUGCAGAUGCCAAGGAGUUAUCCAUCACCACUAUAAAGGAAGACCCGUACACCAUGAGCAGAGGCUCUGAGCUAGAGGGCUACUGCAUCGAUCUGAUCACUGAGCUCUCCAGGAAGCUGGUCUUUAAGUACAAACUGCACCUUGUGAAGGACAGCAAAUAUGGAACCAUGGACUCUAGCGGAAACUGGAACGGCAUGAUUGGUGAAGUCAUUAGAGGGGAGGCUGACCUGGCAGUGGCCCCGCUGACCCUCACUGCGGUCAGAGAGCAGUUUGUGGACAUGAGCACUCCCUUCAUGCAGACGGGAAUCGGCUUCAUCCUGCGCAAAGACACUGAAGAGAGCUCCUUCAGCCUGCUGUCACCUUUCUCCACUGACAUGUGGGUUGGCGUCCUCAUUGCAUUCCUGCUAACAGGGCUCUGCAUAUUUCUGGUGGGCAGGAUCAGUCCCACUGAAUGGGCUGGGCCAGACACAGAGGAGCACAGCUUCACACUGCUGCAUAGCUUCUGGUACAUCACAGGAGCUCUCACCCUGCAAGGUGCUGGUCCUCACCCGAAGGCCCUUUCUGGACGUCUAGUAAGCGCCAUCUGGUGGCUGUUUGCUGUACUGCUUCUGGCCAGCUACUUUAGCAACUUCAACUCCAUGUUGCACUCCAACAACAAACACGUCUCCAUCGAAAGUUUCGAAGACCUUGCUAACCAGGAUGUGAUCGAUUAUGGCACAGUGGAGUCUGGAUCCACCAUGCUGUUCUUUAAGCAUUCAACCAACCCUUUGUACCAGCGUAUCUACCAGCACAUGGAACGUAAGAAGAGCUUCGUGUCCAGCACACAGGAGGGUGUUCGUCGCGCCCAGGAGGGAAACUUUGCCUUCAUCGGUGAAGCUGUGUCCUUGGACUUGGCAGUGGCUCGCUACUGUGAUCUGUGCCGUUCACAGGAAGUAAUCGGUAUGAGAGCCUACAGCAUCGCAGCACCUAUGGGUUCCCCUCUGGUCAAAAACCUAACCGUGGCCAUCCUCCAGCUCAGCGAGUCCGGUAUGCUGACGCAUCUGCGGCACAAGUGGUGGGCCAGCAGCUGCGCGGGCGCUGACAGGGCCCACAACUCUGAGGCUCUGCAGGCCCACGACCUGCGGGGCCUCUUCCUCCUCCUGGGUCUGGGACUGGGUGUUGGGCUCCUGAUGGCCCUGCUGGAGCUCUUAUCCAGGGCCCGCAACCAAGCUAAGGAUGGCAAGAAAUCAUGUUGCUCGGUGCUGACAUCAGAGCUAAACCAGCGAUUUGGCAGCAAAGAGGAGAGUGCAGAGCAAGAUGCCUCAGACAAAAGCAAAGCCUAAAGGAGAAAUUUAUGUGUUAGCAUGUGAUAAGAUAGUAUCAGAGAUGAUUGUUGUUCCAUCAAGCACACUAGCUUUUUUGUGUUUCCACAGUAACAGCAUGUGUUGUGUGGUCAGUAAGUGUAUUUCGUUCUCUUCCAGGAAAGUUCAGUGACCACAUGGGACAUAUUGACUAGCAGCUACAGAGUAUUAGGCAUCGAAUCAAGGCAAUUAUAGCUUCAAACUGAAAAUACUAAUCAAUCUGAUUUAUUUACCGUACAGUGUUGUUGCAUGUUGUCAGACAUCCACAUCCCAUCCCUGGACUAACUUAUAUUUCUUGUUGAACUGUUAUAGUUUGUAUUUGCUUGUAUAUUCAAAAUAAAUCCCCCAAUAUCCCAAAUGCA
Epinephelus fuscoguttatus (brown-marbled grouper) is the source of this 1874-nucleotide messenger RNA. Its product is annotated as probable glutamate receptor. The record is from RefSeq and is a predicted model, not a curated record. Lineage: Eukaryota; Metazoa; Chordata; Actinopteri; Perciformes; Serranidae. Gene Ontology annotation, biological process: monoatomic ion transport; synaptic transmission, glutamatergic; modulation of chemical synaptic transmission. The coding region runs from base 115 to 1494 and encodes 459 amino acids. The transcript has 10 exons. Gene Ontology annotation, molecular function: transmitter-gated monoatomic ion channel activity involved in regulation of postsynaptic membrane potential; AMPA glutamate receptor activity. Gene Ontology annotation, cellular component: AMPA glutamate receptor complex; postsynaptic membrane; dendritic spine.